Molecule: messenger RNA, 1153 nt
Organism: Nelumbo nucifera (sacred lotus)
Lineage: Eukaryota; Viridiplantae; Streptophyta; Magnoliopsida; Proteales; Nelumbonaceae
Source: RefSeq, a predicted model, not a curated record
AAAUUCGUUCGAGGGUCUGAAUGUGUGUGUUGGCGUCUGUCUGUCUUUCUUUAAAAUUUCUCCGCCGUAGAACGAAUGUCGGAGCUUCGAACGCUGAAACCGCGCCUUAUUUAAACCCAAUUCCCACCAUUAAUCUCCCUCGUCCUUCCUCAUUCUUCUCUCCUCUUCACCUUCUUCUUUUGAAUCUCUCUCAAUUGACAGAGGGAGAGAGAGGGAUCGGAGGUGGGAAUUGCUGUUCGAGGAUUUGAGAUUGAGCCAUGGGAGGCUGUGCAAGCAGGCCAAAAGGUUUCAGGGCUGAAGUUGAGAAAGCUGCAGCGCCUGAGCCGGCGCCGGCCAAGGAGGAGCCUUGUACGGCCUCCGAAGCGAAGAUCGAAGGAGAAGUUAAGGAGAUCGAGGCAGCGGUGAAGGUGAACGAGGAAGCAGCUAAGACCGGAGGUUUAGCUGAGGAGGGCAAGGUGAAGGGCGAGAAUGUUGAGGUCGACGAACACGGUAACAAGCGCCGAUCUCUCAGCACCUUGUUCAAGGAGAAUGAAGAAGAGUCAGAAUCAACUGGCAGUUCUGAAACAACCCAAACAGAAAAUGUCCCUUUGGAUACAGUACUGAAAGAAAAAGAAGAUCCAAAGACAGAGGAAACCAUCACCAAUGUUCUGGAAGCUGAAAAGGCCAAAAGCCCAGUCAAGGAGGACACUGCCGCAAUUGUCAUUACAUCUGAGACAGUCCAAACAGAGAAACCAACUGAGUCUGUACUAGUAGUGGAGACUGUAAGUACUGAUGAAAAGAAAAAAGAAAAAGAGGUUGCCACCAAGGAUGCCAAAGUAACAGAGACAGCUUCAGCAGAUGACAUUAAAGGAGAGCAACCUGUUUCGUUGGAAUCAUCUGUGAAGGUAGUUGCUGGAGAAGUUGCAGAAACAAAGUAAAAAUGGAAACUGGGAGGAACUGGUGCAAAUAGUUAUUCUAAGGAUUUGUUUCUUCCUAUUGUUUCUGCAAUAUAGGAAGUUGCUCUAUCUGUGCUUUUCUCUCUAUUCAUUCAUUCAAGUUCCUUUUCCUUUCUGGGCAUGUCUCAUUUUAUUUAUCCCUUUUCAGUUCAGGUGGACAUGUAUGGGAUUGUUGGAUGAACUGAUAUAAUUAUAAAUUUUUGUGUACUUGUCCUGUA